Dendrobium catenatum is the source of this 2218-nucleotide messenger RNA. RefSeq names its product protein NRT1/ PTR FAMILY 5.8. Gene Ontology annotation, cellular component: membrane. Gene Ontology annotation, molecular function: transmembrane transporter activity. The record is from RefSeq and is a predicted model, not a curated record. Gene Ontology annotation, biological process: transmembrane transport. The transcript is spliced from 4 exons. Lineage: Eukaryota; Viridiplantae; Streptophyta; Magnoliopsida; Asparagales; Orchidaceae. Bases 224 to 1846 code for a protein of 540 amino acids.
ACACUUUGAUUUAGUCUUCAAAGAGAAGGAGGUCCCAUGCGCAUGAACCAUCCUUUCCACUACUCCUUCAAAAGCUCCAAACAAAUAGAGAAAGGACUUGUAAAAAACACCUCUUUUCCUUUCUCAUUGCCUUCCAACAACACAAAAACCCUGGUGGCUAUCCCACUAAGCAAGCAGAAUCCCACCAUAACUUCUUAUUAAGGGAAGAAAGGAGCCACCUUUGAUGGAGGAGGAGAAGAAGGAGGCAGCAAUGGCUUCUCAAGGACUCAGCAAGCCAUGUAUUCUUGUCAUUGUGGUUGCGAGUGUGGAGAGGUUUGCUUACAAGGGGGUUUCAUCCAACCUAGUGACUUACCUCACCGGCGGCAAUGUCAAGAUGAGCGCCUCGGCGGCGGCGAAGACUGUGAGCAGCUGGAAUGGAGUGACGUCUAUGCUUCCUCUUAUCAGCUCGGUGCUUGUGGAUGCUUACUGGGAUAGAUAUUCGACUAUCACUUCAUCUUCCCUGCUUUACAUUGUGGGACUUGUGGGAUUGACGUCAUGGGCAUUAUUAGAUGCAUGGAUGCCAAUCUAUACACUGUUUCUUCCACUCUACUUGAUCUCAAUAGGCCAAAGUGGAUAUAAUCCAUCCUUACAAGCAUUUGGAGCUGACCAAUUGGAGCUUGAUGAGGAUUGCAGAGAAGAGGAGAAGGCCAACAAGAAGAGCUCAUUCUUUCAAUGGUGGUACUUUGGCAUAUGCACAGGGAGCCUCUUAGGGAAUUCAACCAUGUCUUAUAUCCAAGACAAUUUUGGCUGGGGUCUCGGCUUUUCUAUCCCUGCAGUAGCCAUGGCUUUAUCUGUGACAUUUUUCUUGUGUGGCUCUCGUUUUUAUGUCCACAAACAGACCAAAGUUCAGAAAAAAUCGCUUGAUGGCAUCAUCAAAGCUGCAAUGGCGUAUUUUUCAAAAUUUGUUUCUCCAAACAUCUCCUUACCUUCACAAAAUGAUGAGUUUGUUGAGCUCGAAUUACAACAGAAAUCGCUUCGAGAAGACUUUGAAGAUUCAAAAACAUCAGAUGCAUUUGUUCUAUCUAUCGACAAAUCUCCAGGCAUUGCAAAAAUGAUUCUAAAGCUACUGCCAAUAUGGAUAGUGCUUCUUAUGUUUGCAGUAAUAUUUCAGCAACCAGCUACAUUUUUCACAAAUCAAGGCAUGGUAAUGAAACACAACAUUGGCAGGAGCAUUGUAAUCCCUCCUGCAAUGCUUCAGAGUGCAAUAACUAUAUCAAUUGUAAUGCUGAUGCCUCUAUAUGAUAAACUCAUAAUCCCCUUAUCUCGCUUGAUAACACGAAAUGAUAAAGGCAUUACUGUGCUUCAAAGGAUUGGAAUCGGUAUGCUUCUUUCAAUUGUUGCCAUGGUGGUGGCUGCUUUUGUUGAGAUGAAAAGGCUCGAAAUUUCAAAGAGAGAAGGACCAUUUGAAGAACCAGAUUCAAUGAAGAAGCAGCUGAACAUUUUUUGGCUGCUGCCACAAUACAUUCUAUUAGGAGUUUCUGAUAUAUUUACAGUGGUUGGGAUGCAGGAAUUUUUCUACAGCCAAGUGCCGAAGACUAUGAGAACAAUAGGGAUUGGACUCUAUCUCAGCGUGUUCGGUGUGGGAAGCUUUGUGAGUGCGCUGCUGAUAUCAAUGGUGGAAAUGUUCACUACUAAUUCUGGGAAGGAUUCGAGUUGGUUCUCGAACAAUAUGAGGGAAGCUAAGCUUUACAAUUACUACUGGCUUCUUGCUUUGCUGGCCUCUUUGAGCUUCUUCAUGUUUGCUUCUGUGUGUAAAUAUUACGGUGAUGGAACUUCUGCUGAUGCUUCUAACGGAGAUACAGAAUGAUUAGCAGCAAUUCUGUUCUGUCUCAUAAGUGCAUAAAGCUUUGAUUCUUUGAGAGUGCUUCUUCCUCUGAAAGAGAUACAAGAUGAGCAAAGAUAGAUAUCUGAUCUAUUUGAUUAAAGUUUCGUUUGGAACGGCUUUUUUAUUACUUCUUAAAGCAGUUUUCUAGUACAAAAGUUUUAAUUUUUGUACUAAAAACUGCUUUAGGAAACAAUAAGAAAGCCGUCCCAAAACGACCUAAAUGCUUGUGUAUAUUUUUUCCAUUUUAGGCUGAUUUGACUGUAUUAGAAGGCUGCCAUUGCUUCUGAAGGAGAUAGGGGAUGAGCAGUUGUGUUGCUUAGUUUAAGUUCUUGUACUUUUAUUUGUUUUUUCUUA